Molecule: messenger RNA, 1104 nt
Organism: Arachis duranensis
Lineage: Eukaryota; Viridiplantae; Streptophyta; Magnoliopsida; Fabales; Fabaceae
Exons: 1
Coding region: 1-1104 (367 amino acids)
Molecular function (GO): RNA-DNA hybrid ribonuclease activity; nucleic acid binding
Source: RefSeq, a predicted model, not a curated record
AUGAAUUUUACUGGAAAUUCACAAGAAAUGGAGAAUUCAGAGUUAAAGGUGCAUACCACCGAAUUAUGCAAGAAAAGAAUCGCCAAAAACAGAAGCAAACCCCUCCUAGACCUGAACGAACCAAGAUGGGGGAGAUUGUGGAAAGCCAGAGCCCACCCCAGAGUAAUAAACUAUGUGUGGAGAGUGUUGAACAAUUCACUUCCAACUCGCCUCAACCUGCAAAAAAGAGGAGUGAAUUGCAUAGCGCUGUGCCCAAGGUGUUGGAAAAAGAAGGAAACAGAACAUCACCUACUCAAAGAGUGUGAAUUUGCUCGUUGUUUCUGGUUUCAUAGCCAAUUGGGAAUUCGUACCUCAGAUUUCCUUGAUUUGGACAUCAGAAAGUGGAUUGAAGAAUUAUUGGAUAAAUUGGACAUGGAUUUGCAGGGUCUUUUAUGCACGAGCAUUCUCCACCUUUGGGUUGCACGAAACGAAGUCCUCCACGAAGAAGUAGAUAGAUCACCCAUGGAAGUAGCAGACAGAGCCAUGAAGAAUUUCAAAGAGUACCAAAAAGCUCUCACAGUAAUUGAGGAUGUAAUUCACCCACCUCCGCUAGGUUCACAAAGUGUAGAAUUUUGGAGAAGACCACCAACCCACAAGCUGAAAAUUAAUGUGGAUGCAUCAUGCAUUGAUGAGGAGACAGUGGGAAUAGGAGCAGUGGCAAGAGACUCAGAAGGAACCAUACUCAUGUCUGGCAUGUGGAAAGUAAAUUUAUCUAUUAAGUCACAUGAGGCUGAGGCUUUAGCAUGUUUGAUGGGCUUAGAAAGAGCUCGAAAAUGCUGUUUUUUUGAUAUUAUUGUGAAGAGUGAUAACAUUGAGGUCAUACAAAGUCUUAGAGAAAAAAGAAUUCAAAGUAAUUAUCUCAGUACUUUUAUUGUUGACUGUUUGCAUCUAAUUCCUAGUUUUAGAUCAGUAGAAUUUUCACAUGUUAAGAGAAAUGGUAAUAGGAUAACUCAUGAAUUAGCAAAUAUGGCUCUUACCACUCCAAACACAAUGUGGAUGGAAGAAGCACCCCAAAAUAUCUGUAAUAUGGCCUGGUUAGAACGCCUAGGACCUAUUCAUGAAUGA